Molecule: messenger RNA, 1067 nt
Organism: Drosophila suzukii
Lineage: Eukaryota; Metazoa; Arthropoda; Insecta; Diptera; Drosophilidae
Source: RefSeq, a predicted model, not a curated record
CGUGUCUCGCCUCAUAUGCCACGGAGACCGUGAUGAAAAUUUGCCAUGGAAGACGGCGAUGCAACCUGGCGGCAGACGCGAACACAUUUGGAAGCCCUUGCCAACCCAACUCUCGAAUGUACUUAAAGGUUGUUUAUACAUGCGUGCCAAAACAAGUUCUUAAAGAUAGCAAGGAGUCGGAAGUAGAGCCUGACGAAGCUGAGGACUUAGACGGCGAUAUGAAUGAUCUAUACGACGAUGAGCUGAUCUACAAGGAGUCAGAAGCUAUUCCUAAGCUAUACAGCAAUACAACAACGGCAAGACGCGGUAAUGGCACCAGCUCAGCCGGGUCGGGGUCCAGUGCUAACGUGUCGAGCAACCAGACCAUAAUGAACAGAUCCCAGGUUAUAGAUGGCGAUAAAAGUGGCGUGAAUCCUGUGAUGACACACAGUGCUGACCAGAGUCUGGAAGAGGACCAGGAACGUUUAUAUUUGUAUCUUAUUGUCUUGGGCUCACUGGGAGUGCUUUUCUCUAUAAUCAUUUUCGCAACUAAGCUAGUGCCAAAGCGCGAUCUUACUACUGAUGCGCACUUAAGCUCCUUGGCCAAAGGAAGGGAUAGAGCAAUUGAGGAGACAAUUAUCCAGAGCGGUUUAAACGAUACAAUCUCAGAAAUAGACGCCGACAUUGACAUUAAAACUCCACUGCCCUUACCCAGUGUGUUUAAAAAUGAGAACUACCUGACGUACGCUCCAGCUAGUAGCCUUUACGCUGGUUUGUCCCCCAACCAGUUACCUCCGGUGAGUUGCCCAGGACCUGGCGCCGAGCUUAUGCCAAAUUCAGUUUUAAUGGCGGGUCGUCAGUCACCUGACCUCAUCGGUGUAGCGCAGGGACCUUUUGUCACCACGAGUGUUGGCAGUGCAGGCGGUCAGGGUCCAGUAGCGGGCAUUCUGACCUCAGCUAUUGUGAUUGGAACUAGCGCCCCCAGUAACAGUCCAAUAAGUCCAAUGGUACCAUUACCUCGCUGGACCCGUAUACGAGUGCGCCUUCAAUCAGUGAAUACGAUUAUCCCCUGAAAAUUGGGCGGUAUC